Molecule: messenger RNA, 4406 nt
Organism: Quercus lobata
Lineage: Eukaryota; Viridiplantae; Streptophyta; Magnoliopsida; Fagales; Fagaceae
Exons: 14
Coding region: 1025-4009 (994 amino acids)
Biological process (GO): protein ubiquitination
Cellular component (GO): CCR4-NOT complex
Molecular function (GO): RNA binding; ubiquitin-protein transferase activity
Source: RefSeq, a predicted model, not a curated record
UGUGUUUGUUUAAAUCUUGAAACAUUUUAUCUGUUUGAUUAAAGAGAAAUUGAAAGCUUUUUGUGUGAGAAAGAGAGGAGUUGUUGGUUUUAGGGAUAUGAGCAUUGACUGUGAUUGACUGAUUGUGGAGUGAGGAAAUUUGUAUUAUGAGGGUUUUUUUUCUUUAACGAUUGAGACCUUAGAGAUGUUUGGGCUAAUACUUUUGACUCAACUGAGGGCGUUUCUGCAUUUCCACCAAACCAAAAAUAAAAUCAUGUAUGGUUUUGAAAUGAAAAAAAAAAUGUGAACUUUUCUUGGCUAAUUAGUUUUAGCAAUGUAAUUGGCCUUAAAAAUCUUGUAAAAUGUGCUGAUUUUUUUGUGUAAUUUAUGGUCUUAUGGGUAAUAAUAAGCGUUGGAUAUGUGAAGGGGGGUUAAAGAAGGGAAAGUGUUUGGAGAAAUUUAUGGAUUGCUGCGUGCUGUUGAGCGGGACGUGAGAAACAGAUAUGGCUACUUAUUAAGAUUAAAUGGAGUGCUGGAAAGAAAUUGAUUGCAUUAGGUUUUUUUCUGCUGAGUGGGGCCUUAGCAAUGUGGUUGGUUAUGUGGCACAUAAAGCAGUUUGGUUUUAAUGCUAGAUGGUACUUAGCUGUGGGAUUGUGUAUCAUUAAAGACUGUUUCAGUAUGAUCUGAGCUUCUGCAGCUUUAUGUUUUUGACAAUCAUUGCCAAUGAGCUCUAGUUCAAAUGACACUUUCUCCCUCCAUAAAGAAUAGAAUAGGGUGGAGGGUGAGGUCGUGGCUUCAUGGGUGUGUGUGUAACUUAUUACUUUUAAAUGUAUUUGAGAAUCACUGUGUGUAAUGUACAUCUUUUGGGGUUGAAUCAAAAGUAUAUGAGUAUGACUACAUGAGUCAUGCUUCUACUGCUUGGGAAAAACAAGAGAAAAAACAUUGCAUCAAUACUGACCAUCUCAAAGAUACUUCUUUCUCAAUGCAAGUGCCAAGAAGCAUGUUUCCUCACUGUUAAUGGUUGUUUUAAGAAAUUUGGAGAAUAAUGGCUGAAAAGGGGGAAAAAACAUGCCCUAUAUGUGCCGAGGAAAUGGAUUUCACAGACCAGCAAUUGAAGCCAUGCAAAUGUGGUUAUCAGAUGUGUGUUUGGUGUUGGCAUCACAUAAUGGAAAUGGCUGAAAAAGAUGGAACUGAUGGUCGUUGUCCAGCAUGUCGUGCACCUUAUGACAAAGAAAAGAUUGUGGGGAUGGCAGCAAAUUGUGAAAGGUUAGUGGCUGAAAGAAAUUUGGAGCGGAAACAGAAACUACAGAAGUCGAAGCCGAAGGCGGCUUCUGAAGGAAGGAAACAUCUUAAUGAUGUUAGAGUUAUUCAACGGAACCUAGUGUAUAUAAUUGGAUUACCUCUUAACCUUGCAGAUGAAGAUCUUCUUCAGCACAGGGAGUAUUUUGGCCAGUAUGGGAAGGUUAUGAAGGUGUCCAUUUCUCGUACAGCAAAUGGGGUUAUCCAACAUUCUUCAAACAACAGUUGCUGUGUGUAUAUAACAUACUCAAAAGAGGAGGAAGCGGCUCGAUGUAUUCAAUCAGUGCACAGUUUUGUGUUAGAUGGUAGAUCCUUGAGGGCCUGCUUUGGAACCACAAAAUAUUGCCAUGCGUGGUUAAAAAAUUUGCCUUGCAGCAAUUCAGAUUGUUUGUAUUUGCAUGAUUAUGGCUCUUUGGAGGAUAGUUUUACCAAAGAUGACCUAGUUUCAGCCUUUGAAAGGAGUAGAAUUCAACAAAUCAUUGGUGCUACAAAUAAUUUGCAUCGGCGUUCAGGGAAUGUUUUACCUUCCCCAGCAUUUGAGAAUGCCAAUACGAGCAUAUCAACGGCCAAACCAGUUGCGAGAAGUCCUUCAAAUUACACUAGCAAUGAGGUUCGGGGACCUCCUGCAGAUAAUGGCUCCGGAAGAUCUAGUGUACCUCCUAAUGCUGCCUCUUGGGUCAUGCGUGUCUCCACUAGUCUGCCACCAGUGACAAGUAUUUCUGUUUCUGGACCUUCCAAUCAAAAUCCCGAUAUAUCUGAUAAUUCCCAGGUUCUUCCAUUAGACGUAAUGACUGAAAGAUCUACCCAUGAUGCAACAAAAUCUAUGAUAGAUGAAGAAAGCUGGGAAGUGCAUUCUAAUGCUAAAUUGAAGCCAAUAGAGUCUACCAAACAGUUUGUUGAUGGAAAUUGUCAAGUAGUUGAAUCCAAUACUAAUGCAGAGAGUAUUCUAGAUUCAACCCGUGCCACUGUGACUUCCAGCAAACACUUUUCUCAUCUAUUAGCAGCUAAGGGCAUCAAUCAAAAUAUUGCAGCGCAAUCCACCAGCACAAGCUCUCUUGAACUAAUUAAACCAUCCUAUAGUCCAGGUUUCCUUAAAGAUGGAAGUAUUCAUGCAGAUGGGAAUGUCCAGGGCUUAUGCUCCGAUUUAUCAUCAACGAACAAUCAUAAUCAUUUUAAACAGAACUUCUCUGGUUCAGUUGGUCCAGAGGGUGACCUAACUCAAACAAAAGGUUCACAGCAAGAUGAUAAAGAGCUUUCUGGUGAAGCUUCAAUGUCAACAGCUUUUAUGGAAGCUGCACUCAUGGAAGGCUUACUAGGUUUAGAUGAUCAGCAGCCGAAGGAUUUCAAGGGUAUCCAUCAGCAGCCAUCCGUCUCUUGUUCGCCUUGUCUAUAUCAGAAUUUAAAUCAGCCAAGCUGUCAUUUCUGGCAGCAUGGUGAGGUAUCCAAACAAAGUAAUGUUGUUCAGGAUCCUAGAAUUGUAUGCAUGAAACAAGAGGAAGAUGCUUAUCAAUUGACAUCUGAGAGUACUGUAUCAUCUAAUGGCUUCAAUGAUAAUAAAAUUAAUAUUCUUCCUGAUUUUGGUGGGACGUUUGGUUCAUCUAGUGUGUUCUCUGAGAGGGGAUUAGGGAAUUUGGGCAUUUAUGAAAAACCUGUACUUGGUGUUAACAAUAGUGCUGAGUCUGAUAUUGGAGAGAGCAGCAUAAUCUCAAAUAUUUUGUCUUUGGAUAUUGAUACAUCGGAAGAUUCAUUAACCUCCCCUCACAAUUUGGUGAAGUUCUUGAGUGAAACUGGUAAACAGCAUGCUUCCAUUAAAGUACCAAAUUUACAAAAAGCACAAGAUAAGAAUCAGUCCAGAUUCUCAUUUGCCAGACAGGAGGAUUACCUAAAUCAAAUAUCUGAUUUUGAGAAUUCUUUGGGUAGUAUCAGGCAUGUGCCCAAUGAAUAUUCCACCUCACGUGAUUUUGUAGAAAAGAAGCAUCCUUAUAUAGACACAUAUGAGCAUAACUUUUCAUCCGGUAGUUUUUUGGAGUCUGGUAGGUAUCCCACCAGCAGUGAUCCUUUUACGUCCUCUAAACUUCCUGUUUCUAGAGCCCCAACUUCGAUUCCACCGGGAUUUUCAGUGCCAACCAAGGCAACGCCUCCAGGAUUUCCUUCUCAUGGGAGAAUGGAACAGGCAUUUGACCCUUCUGCAUAUCGUUUGCUGCAAAAUUCUGCAAGAACUGGAAUUUCUGGCUUCACCGAAGAUGUUGAGUCUAUUGAUCCAGCAAUACUGGAAGUUGGUAAAGGGAUUCUAAAACGGGGGUUGAAUAAUGCUGGCUUUAAUAUGAGACCAACUCUAUCUCAACAGUUUAGUCCUUUUGAGCAAGAUCCAAGGCUUAACAUGCUUAUGCAACAAUCUAUUUCCCCACAGCAGAACUUAGGAUUCCCAGAUAACUUUGGGAAUAGAUUCUCUCCCCCACAUGAUGCAUAUAGAUUUUCCCCGAUGCUUCUAGAUCAAGUUCAACCCAACAAUCCAUCUGCGCUAUUGACUGCUCAACAAAUUGGUAAUAUGCAGAUGUCAAAUGGCCAUUGGGGUGGAUGGAAUGAGGCGAGGAAUGUUAGUGGUCUGGGUAUAUCAGAAUUACUUCAAAAUGAGAGGAUGGGAUGUAACAAGUUUAUUCCCGUUUAUGAGGAUGGAAAGUUUCCAAUGUCUACUUUCAGCAAUCUACCCAACAGAGAAUUUGGGAUGUGAAUUUUAUAUUGUAAUUUCUCUUUUAAACUUGAUUCGGUGGCCAAAUGUGACUGAGUGGGUUUACUUGGUGGAUGUCAACUGCCCCUGCUUAGUAGUAGUUAGGGUGUGUAAUUUUGUGCAGAUGAUUUUAUUAGUAACAUCUGGUAAGGAGCAGCUUGUCUUUGUUAUUUUGGGAAGUUAUUUUUUGUCCCUGAAAAAAGUAAUGGGAUUAGGUUGUUUGCAUUGGCAGAGUGGAAAAUGAAGCUGGCAAUGGCUCUCCUGCUAACUCCCUGGUAAGCUGGGUUAACAACACUGGUAUUGGCUGUGUGUCUAUGUAAAACAAUUUUGUCAAAUCUUAUGUAAUGAAUCUGUUGCUGACCAAGUUAUGGAUAAAAUACAAGAUAAAGUUUUCUAUGUA